This is a messenger RNA of Aureobasidium musti, 1009 nucleotides long. Lineage: Eukaryota; Fungi; Ascomycota; Dothideomycetes; Dothideales; Saccotheciaceae. The record is from the annotation of a GenBank genome assembly.
CGCAACCAUGUCGGAGGGUCUCUUUUUCAACGUCACUACCGGCUACAUCGAGGGUGUUGUGCGCGGCUACCGAAACACAUUAUUGACAGGUCAACAAUACAGCAACCUGGCACAAUGCGAGACCAUUGAUGGUAUCCUCUCUCCGCAUCGCCUUCUUCAACUGGGUCCCGCAUACGGUGAUUUCCUUGCCGACCUCCCUCCGAACCCCUCAACGAGUGCUCUCGCCGACAAGUUACUCGACAAGCUCGUCUCAGAGUUCCGCUACGUUCAGGCCAACGCUACUGGAGCCCUGUCCAAGUUCAUGGAGUUCUUGACCUACGGAUACAUGAUUGAUAACGUCGCCCUUCUCAUUACUGGAACACUGCACGAGAGACACCGCGAGCAGCUGCUUGAUCGAUGCCACCNNCCUCUAAGUCACCAAGAUCUCGACGAACUCAACAUCGAAAUCAUUCGCAACACUCUCUAUAAGAACUACCUUGAGGACUUCCACAACUGGGUCAACACCCACUCUGGUGUCGCUGGCAGCCCAACAGCCGAAGUCAUGUCUGAGGUUCUUGAAUUCGAGGCCGACCGCAGAAGCAUCAACAUCACACUCAACUCCUUUGGCACCGAUCUUUCAAAGGCAGACAGGCAAAAGCUGUACCCUGGCUUUGGAAAGUUGCACCCGGAGGGAACCUUGAUGCUGUCAAGAGCAGAUGAUCCCGAGGCUGUCAGAAUUGCCGUUGAUGGUGUACAUGAUUACCGCACUUUCUUCGAUCAGACUGGCAUGGGUUCAGGCUCCAACGUUGGCAACAUGGCUGGUGGUUCCGAUGAAGGCAAGAGCUUGGAAGAUUUGUUCUACCAAAAGGAGAUGGAACUGUCCAAGCUUGCUUUCACUCGCCAAUUCACCUACUCCGUGGUUUACUCGUGGGUGAAGCUAAGGGAGCAGGAAAUCCGCAACAUCACUUGGAUAGCAGAGUGCAUUGCCCAGAACCAGAAGGACAGAAUUGGCAACUACAUCAGCGUCUUC